Molecule: messenger RNA, 1677 nt
Organism: Exophiala xenobiotica
Lineage: Eukaryota; Fungi; Ascomycota; Eurotiomycetes; Chaetothyriales; Herpotrichiellaceae
Exons: 5
Coding region: 1-1677 (558 amino acids)
Source: RefSeq, a predicted model, not a curated record
AUGGCGCGUUACGAUCCGUUUUCUCCUACUUUCGACCAUCCUUUAUUGAAUUCCAGCCCUGACUACGGUUCUCGAAAUGGGUUCAGAUCCAGUCGUGCAAUUGGCGAUAUCGGUGUGAUGGACCCUCAGAUGUCCUUCAGAGAGCGAAACAAACGUCUUAGAAGCCUCGACGACGAAAGAAAUCAGCUGAUAGAGGAUCUGUUGUUCCAGCUCGAAAACACCCAAAAUCAGCUCGAUAGAAUACAACUCGACCAUAGCAGAGAAGUUUCCUACAACAGAGACAAUCAAAUGCGAGAAUCUGCCUUACACGAGCAACUUUUGCAGGUCAAGAAGAUAAUGGAUCGAAAUCCGUUUGUAACAGUCCUCAUCGAUGGUGACAAUCUGAUAUUCACCAAGGAGCUUUUGUCCAAGGGUGAAGAAGGUGGUAAAGAGGCUGCAAACAGUAUUUUCGAUUCAGUGAAUGCCUUCGUUGCCGACAAGCUACACCACCUCGAUGCUCCCAAGAUUGUUGUACGGAUCUACGCCAAUAUCAAGUCACUAUCUGAGACACUCGCCAAGUUCAAGGUCGUCGAGCGACCACCGUUAUUCGAUGAUUUUGUACGCGGGUUUAAUAGUACUCAGCUACUUUUCGAUUUUACCGAUGCUGGUACACAGCCGGAUGCUACAAAAGAAAAGAUCUGUGAACAAUUUCAGACCAGCCUCUACGACUGUCACUGCCAUCAAAUCAUCUUGGGCUGCUCCAACGACACCCACUACGCAACAUUGCUCGAAGAGACAAUUCAGGACAGCACGGUAUUGGACCAUGUCACUCUCCUGAAGAGCGUACCCUUUGAGAAAGAGAUUACGAGCAUGAAGGCGAACUUCAAGUCCACAAAGUUUGAUAAUGUCUUCCGUGCCACAAAGCUUGGUCCUACGGCAGUUACAUCUAGUGGUCCAUUGCAAGCAGUUACAGCAACUCUGCCAGCCCUGUCCCGCGUGGGUUCAAACACCACGAAUGGGACAGGAUCAAGCUCGAGUACGCCUGCUAUAACCUGGGCUAGUUUGACAGCUCAACCUGCUCCUGCGGCGCCAGCGCCGAAGGCGAGCAGUACGCGGACUCCUACGCCAACGUCCCUGAAGAGUCCUGAACCAAUAAUUCCAAAGUCAGCCACCAAAGGCAUUGAUCGAAAUCGACAUGGUCAGAGAAUUGACAAGGUUGAUUCUUCGAUACCAAAUCACGAAAUCCAGCGCAUCAAGAAACUCAAGCUCUGCAAUAUCUACUACCUUCAGGGGCCAGAAUAUUGCACUUCGAACAAUUGCUCACAUUCACAUACAUAUCCUUUGUCUAAAGGGGAGCGCAAUGUUCUGCGUGAAGUGGCACGAAUGACGCCUUGUUAUUACAAGAUGGACUGCUCUGACCCCGAGUGCAUUUAUGGUCAUCGGUGUCCGCAGAACGAUCCAAAUAGACCCGACUGCUAUUACGGUGAUAAUUGUCGCUUUGGUUCAUGGGGACAUUCCGUGGACACUAGAGUGGUCAAGACAACCAAGAUUUCUACUGUCAAACUACAUUUUGUGUCGCGCGAGCGCGAAUUCCAAGCCAUCGUAGCCGCAGCUGGCCUGACCACGGAAUUUCGGACCCAGUACAUGCUUAGUGGACGGUUUUCAACGUUCGUGAUUGCGACGAGGCGCUUGGAGUGA